AGUUAUAUCUUACGCCUACUCCCCUCCAACAUACAUUCACUCUCACCCACACCUCCCACCUCCCACAACAGCAGCCAUGAGCUCCCUCCUACAACACCGCAUUCUCCCAUGGCGGCUCCAGCUUGCCCGCCGAACCCUUUCACACCCACGACAAUUCUCCUCAACCACCCCUCGACCCAUCAUCAAACCCAUAUCCGAACUCCCAGACCGAAUAAAAGCAUCCUACAUCCAGAGUCCCUCAAAGACACUCCUCGCACUACAAUGGCCCUCCCCGCCCCGGAACAUCCUCAUAACGAAGAAGAAACGAACCCCAGGAAUCACCAAAUCCCUAAUAGAAUACACCACCCACCUCGCGACCACCUACCCCUCCAUCAACAUCAUCCUCGAGCCCUCCGCCGCCGCCGAAGUCCACGAGUCCCUCCCCUUCCCCAUCUACACCUACGAGACCCCCUCCAACGAAACCUCGACACCCCGACACCUCCCCGAGAAAACCGACCUCGUCUGCACCCUCGGCGGCGACGGCACCAUCCUCCGCGCCUCGAGCCUCUUCUCCCACUCCGCGACCGUCCCGCCCAUCCUCUCCUUCGCAAUGGGCACCAUCGGCUUCCUCGGCGAGUGGAAAUUCAAAGAAUACAAGCGCGCCUUCCGCGAAGUCUACAUGUCCGGCGCCCCAGAUGCCUACUCGAAACUCGAGUUCCCAGAGCGCGCCGAAUCCGACCUCCAGCGCGAGCGCGAGGCACUCCCCCAAUCCCCUGACGACCCGCUCGACAAGCCACCGCUCUCAUACACCGACAUCCGCGGCAAAACCAUGGGCUCCAACCGCCCCGCCCGCAUCCUCGUGCGCAACCGCCUCAAAGUCGGCGUGUUCGGCCCGUCAGGCGAGCGCAUCAACGGCACCUCAGAAGAAGGCGACACGUACGCGCUCAACGAAGUAAUCGUGCACCGGGGCUCGUCCCCGCACCUCAAGAUCAUCGACGUCUUCGUCGGCGGCCGCUUCCUAACCGAAGGCGUCGCAGACGGCAUGAUCAUCUCGUCGCCGACCGGCUCGACCGCAUACUCGCUGUCCUCGGGGGGCUCCAUCGUGCACCCGCUGGUCCCGUCCCUGCUGCUCACGCCCAUCUGCCCGCGCUCGCUGUCCUUCCGCCCGUUGGUGCUGCCUGCCGAGACGCCGAUUACGCUGCGCCUCGGCGACAAGAACCGCGGCCGCGAAGUCGAGGUCUCGAUUGACGGGAAGCGCAUCUCGCGGGGUUUGGGGUCGGGCAUGGAGGUCCGCGUGCUGGGCGAGACGGUCAAGAACGCGGCGGGCGAGUGGUGCGGCGGCGUGCCGUGUAUUGUGCGCGGCACUGUUGGGUCGGAAGAGCGGGAUGAGGAUCAUUGGGUCGGGGGGCUGAAUGCGUUGUUGAAGUUUAAUUAUCCGUUUGGGGACCAGGAUGGUGGGGGCAUUGAGGGUCAUCGGUGA
Molecule: messenger RNA, 1459 nt
Organism: Aaosphaeria arxii CBS 175.79
Lineage: Eukaryota; Fungi; Ascomycota; Dothideomycetes; Pleosporales
Product: ATP-NAD kinase
Exons: 1
Coding region: 77-1459 (460 amino acids)
Biological process (GO): NAD+ metabolic process; NADP+ biosynthetic process
Molecular function (GO): NAD+ kinase activity
Source: RefSeq, a predicted model, not a curated record